AUGGAUGAUUAAGUUGAUUGCUUAAUAAAUAUUUUGAAAGAAAUGACUUCACAUAAAUUUGAUAGCAAUACACUUUCAAACGAUUUAGAAGAUUUAUUUUUUUCUUAAGAAACUAAAUUUCUUUAUCAAAGCUUUUAGGCAAUUUAUUAAAUAUUAUUAUAUACAUCAGAAAAUAUCUUUGAAAUCAACGACACAGAAACGCUGAUUAAGCUGAAUAAUCAUUUAAAAUUCUUUAAAGAAUUUUGUAAUAUCCAUGCUGAGGGAAUUACCAACAAUAACAUAGGCAGUCUUCUGUUGGCUAAAGGCCAUCUUUUUUAGGCUCUUGAGUAUUUUGUGUAAUCUGUUGUAUGUGCAAGAUAUGAGAUUCAAUAGUUUUGUAAAGAAAAUCCUUACUCAUUUAGUGCUUUUUUACUUUCUGAGUUUGGAUAUUCAAAUAAUAUACAAGAAAUUAUAUAAGAAUAAUAUAAUAAAUUUCCAAUAAAAUUGAUAAAAGAAAAGAAAAAAAUCAGUGUGACUAAAUAGAGCUCUUAAAAAAUAGUAAAUUAAAUAGUUAAUAGAUUAAAAAAGUAAACAAGUAACUAUUCAUUAUCAGCUGAAGUAGAUCCAAGUUUAUUAGAAAAAUUAAAAUUGUACAAUUAAUUUUUAAAAUAAAACAAUAUUAUGGAACAAUAGAUUACUUUUGAAGAGUUUAAAGAUGAAUUAAAGGAAUAAAGAAUAUAUCUUUUGUAAAAUUUAUACUCAAGAAAUAGGAAUUUAACUAUAACUCUGCUUCUUAUUAAUGCUAUUUAGAAGAAUAGCUAUAAUUUUUGGAAUGAGGUAAUUGAGCAAUUGGACUUAUUAACAAGAGUAUCAGAGUAUCUCCCUUAAAAAGAAUUAUAAAAAUAUGAAAUAUUAAUUUUAAGAUACAAAGCUCUUUUUGAGUUAAAAAAAAUAAAAAAAUUAGAUUAUGUAGAAAAAUAGAUAGAAAAUAUUAUUCAAAAUUAUAAGCACUCAAAAGACUAGCUAUUAAAUAGUAAUUUCUUUAAAAAUAUUAAAUAGCAACAAUAAGCAUUUGUAAAUUAAAUCAAAUAAUUUCGUGAAAUUUCUAAUAGUUUUAUCAUUCCAAAUAACUCUAAAUAUAAGCAAAAAGAUCUAAGUCCAAUCUUGAGGAGUUAAAUCCCUACUUCAGACAAGAGAAAAUCCUAAUUUAUUAAAAAAAAUAUAUAUUUAAAUAUAAAUGAAACAUCUAAAGAUAUUUCAAUAGAGACUUAUAAUUAAAAUAACUCGAUUUAUUAAUUUAUUAUCAAAUUAAAUGAUACAAAAAAUAUUUUUCUUUAGAAUAAAAGUCUAAAUAACGGAUAACUGAAGAUUAACUUAUUAGAAAAUGAUUAUAGAAAUGACUUUUUAAACAAAGUUAAUGACAUUAUUAUAUACUCCAAGCUAAACCAAAAACUAGAUAUUCUUUUUGAAUUUAGAAAUAAUUUAGACUCAGCAGUUUAAGAUUACUAUUUAUUAAAUAAUUUCUACUCGCUAGAUAAUUUAAACUGUUUUUUUACAGUUUUUAAAUCUUAAUUCUUGGCAUAAAGUGGCUAAUUUAAGAAGGCUGCUGAGAUGUUAACAAGCUUAUUUGAAAAUAAAAAAUAAAUUAUAUCUCACGAAUCAGUUAAAAUUUGUAUGUAGCUCAAUGAAAUUUUUGCAAAAUCAAAAAUUCAAUCUAGAGAAUUUAAUGAAUUUUUUCAAAAAUUCGACAAUAACAUAUCAAUGUAAAUUGCUUUGAUAUUUGAUUUUUAGGACAAUAAUGAAUUAAUCUUUUAAUCAGUUUAACUCUUUAGUAAUCUCAUUAAUCAAGUUCUAAACUGGGCUCGAGAUCAGUUAGGAAUUAUAUUAGCAGAACAAAAUUAGAAGAUUGUUGAAGCUAUUAUACCUAUGAUGAAUAUUUAACAAAUCAAAUUUUUAUAAAACCAAAUUAUAAAAAGACUGAUGGAAGUAAUUAAUGGUGAUGUAAACUAACUUUUUGAAAAAUUAAGCUCAAAGAUAUAUGAAGAUAUUUGUCUUUUUGAUGAACAAAAUAAAUAGCAGUAAAAUGAUAGGGAAUCUUUAAUCAACUAAUUAAGCAUUUCUUAAUAAAGCUAAUAUAGUCCUAAAAUUACAAAAAAUUAUGCUCUAGAUAGUAUAUGUGAAGAGAAAUUACAUUUAAAAAAGGAAUAAGAUCAAUCUUAAAUUUCUUUAAUAAGUGAAGAACCCACUGUUUAUAAAAAUAAUAAAAGAGGUCUUUAAUAAAUUGGAAGUGUUAGCAAUUUUAUUAGCAUAAGAGAAUAUUGCUAAACUUAGAGUUAUAUCCUAAAAAACUCAAAUAAAAAACCUCAAUAAUUGAUUUUCACUCCAAAAAUUUUAAUUCACUAAGGCGAUGAAAGCCUGGUUUAAUCUCAUAUUGAAGAUUCAAGUUAAAUAGUUGGUAUGAAUGAAAUUUGUUAAUUAACAAGUGAACAUUUCUUCCAUUUAUCAAUCCAUAAAGCUCUUUCAAGUUUGUUUGCCAAUCAAAUAAAAUAUGAGGAAAUAAAUUAAAGAUUACAAAAAAUGGGAGGAUUAAAAUUCAAUUUUCAGAAUAGCUUUAAGCAAAAAAGAUAUAUUAUAUACUGCACCAAAUAACUAAGCAUUAAUAAUAAUUCUUUAUUUUUAAAACUUUGCGAAAUUUUAUCUGCUUUAAAAAUAUAAGUGAUAAUAUUACUUCAAUUUGCUGGAUCUUCCUUUAUUGAAUAGUAACCAGGACAAACAUAUAUUUAUAACAAAAUUGAAGUAUUCAGAGUAUUUUAUAAUGAUUAAUAGAUUGUUAAUUUCUUGAAAAGCUAGAGAAACAAAGUUAAUUUCUACAGUUAUGUAACUCAAAUAUAGCAUUAUUGA
Tetrahymena thermophila SB210 is the source of this 2880-nucleotide messenger RNA. Its product is annotated as tetratricopeptide repeat protein. The transcript has 2 exons. The record is from RefSeq and is a predicted model, not a curated record. NCBI's taxonomy places the organism in Eukaryota, Ciliophora, Oligohymenophorea, Hymenostomatida, Tetrahymenidae.